This is a messenger RNA of Papilio polytes (common Mormon), 1580 nucleotides long. Its product is annotated as aldo-keto reductase AKR2E4-like. NCBI's taxonomy places the organism in Eukaryota, Metazoa, Arthropoda, Insecta, Lepidoptera, Papilionidae. Gene Ontology annotation, molecular function: aldose reductase (NADPH) activity. The coding region runs from base 184 to 1197 and encodes 337 amino acids. The record is from RefSeq and is a predicted model, not a curated record. The transcript is spliced from 6 exons. Gene Ontology annotation, cellular component: cytosol.
CAUUGUCAAUGUCAGUAAUCCGUUAAAUUGAUCAAAUCCAAUCAAAUCAAAGUUUUGAUUAAAAGUUUAUUGGAAGGUCAAUCAAGGUUUCUAAUACCUGUGUUACAAAGUUAACUAAAACUACUAAUCUGUCGUCUGAUAGACGUUAAAAUUCACUUGCGGAAGUUUUAGUUAUUAAAACGGAUGCUAUUGUGCUCCAUACCAGUAGGUGCAAAGAUAUACCUAGGAAAUACGCAAAAAAGUCCUGUUGGUAUCAAAAUAAGUAGACUGAUUUACAAAAUGGUGCUUACAACUCCCACUGUUAAACUUAACAAUGGUUAUGAAAUGCCUCUAGUUGGACUUGGUACAUAUGCGCGUAAAGCUGACCAAGGACAGUUCCGUCAAGCAGUUGAAUGGGCAUUAGAGGCUGGCUACAGGCAUAUAGACACAGCUUCCAUUUAUAACAAUGAAGAGGAAGUGGGAGAAGCUAUUUGUAAUAAAAUAAAACAGGGUUUGGUUAAAAGAGAAGACAUUUUCGUAACUACUAAGCUUUGGAACGACAGACAUGCAGAAAAGGAUGUAGUACCAGCUCUCAAAGAAUCUCUGGAGAGGCUUAAACUGGACUAUGUGGACUUAUAUUUAAUACAUUGGCCAGUAUCUGUUAAUAAAAAAGGUGAAGAUGAAGAUAUAGAUCAUGCGGAAACAUGGAGAGGAAUGGAGCGCGUUGCAGAGCUCGGUCUAUCUCGGACAAUCGGUGUAUCAAACUUUAAUGAACAACAAUUGACUAAAUUACUGGAAACGGCUAAAAUUAAACCUGCAGUCAACCAGUUUGAGAUAAAUCCGACAUUCACAGCGCACAAUUUGGUUGAUUACUGCAAGAAGAUGUCUAUAGUCCCAGUAGCUUAUACACCGCUGGGCCUUAUCUCCGAGGCAAGACCGGAGUUUAAUGGUGUUGAUGUUAUUAAAACUGAUCCGAAAUUAGGUGAAAUUGCAGAGAAAUAUAAUAAAAGUCGCGCACAGAUUGGAUUACGAUAUUUGAUACAACGCGGUAUUCCGGUAUUACCGAAAUCUUUUACUAAAUCGAGAAUUGAAGAGAAUUUAAAUAUAUUUGAUUUCCAAUUGACAGAUGAAGAGAUGAAGAUAGUUGAUGGUUAUAAUUUAAACCAUAGAUGUGUGCCCGGACUUGCUUUUAAGAAUUGCAAGAAUUUCCCGUUUUAAAACAAAUAGUAAGUGUCUAUGGUCUACAUAGAAUUAUAUUGGUCAAAGUUAAGUUUAAAAUAUUUCAUUUUUAGGUUUUUAUGGGAUAGUUUUAAAUUACUCUGAUUUUAACACUUUGAUUACUGACGCUCCUUGAAUUUACUUCGAUGAAAAUAUAGCGGCAGUGAAUGGGUUAAUAGUAGACAAAAGAAGCCAAGCUUCAUUUCCUAUUAAUGUGAUAGUAAUCAUUGGAUUCCAAAUAAUUUAAAUAAGAUGCAGAACAUUUUCAGUAAAUAAAAAGCGUAGUAUUUAAGUAAUUGAAACAAAUUUAAGUUAGCUCAUGUUUUAUACUUUGUUAAAAUUUGCAUAUUAAUAAAACUACAAAUCAACAAUCUCUUUUUUUG